This is a messenger RNA of Gastrolobium bilobum, 1548 nucleotides long. RefSeq lists its product as uncharacterized. The transcript has a single exon. The coding region runs from base 1 to 1548 and encodes 515 amino acids. Lineage: Eukaryota; Viridiplantae; Streptophyta; Magnoliopsida; Fabales; Fabaceae. The record is from RefSeq and is a predicted model, not a curated record.
AUGGCCAGCAGCAAGAUGAAACCCUCGGAUCCUGGAUCGCCAUUUCAUCUGGCAGGUUCGGAUAAUCCGGGAAUUUUGCUUACAACUGUAAUGCUGCGUGGAGAAGCCAACUAUGAGAAUUGGGCAAAGCUCAUGAAAAACGCACUAAGAGCGAAAAAUAAGUUAGGUUUCGUUACUGGAACCGUAAAGAAACCAGAGGAAGAUGACGGGGAAGAAUGGCGAGCGUGGGAGAUGUGCAAUUCGAUGAUCAAUGGUUGGAUACAUAAUACCAUUGAUGCGAAAUUGCAGCCAUUCAUCAAAUGUUUUGAUGAAGUAAAAGAUUUGUGGGAUGAUUUGAAGGAGAGAUAUGCCGUGGAAAAUUCUCCACGUCAAUAUCAACUCAAGACCAGUUUAGCUAAUAUAAAACAACUUGGAAAUAGUGUGGGUGAAUACUAUACCAAGUUAAGAGCUGUGUGGGACGAACUUGAAGGGAGUAAAACCCGCAAGACGUGUGACUGUGGAGACAAGUGUGCUUACGCAAAGGAGAUCGAAGAAGAGAAGGAACAUGACCGUGUUUAUCAAUUUCUCAUGGGACUUGAUGAGGCUGUCUUUGGCAAUUUAAGUUCACAGAUUUUGAACACCUCACCUUUGCCAAAUGUCAACAAAGUGUAUGCAAUUGUUACGCAAGAAGAAACUCAUCGUAACAUUGCCCGCCAUCAGGAAGAACGAGAAAAUGUGGUAGGAUAUGUAGCUCAGGUUGGAUUGAAAGACAAGAUGGAAAGUCAUGAUCAGCACACGAUCUCUGGCAAACAAGCCGAGAGAGUGUCGUGUCCUCAUUGCGGGAAAACCAACCAUGAUCCCUCACGUUGUUGGAACGUCAUUGGAUUUCCAGCAAACAGAUUUGGUGGACGGGGACGUGGAAGGGGACGAUCAGGAGGAAGACAUCAACAAGCUCAUGCCAUGCAGACUUGGGAAAGCUCUCAACCAGCCGUAGCAUCCUAUCAAGGUGAUGCACUUCAACAAGCUGCAGCAGCAGCUUCUUACCAGAAUAAUGUGCCCCUGCAGGUCACAGCGAAUUCAAUGUUGACACCUGAAAUUAUGAACAAGCUCAUUGCCUUGGUUGAACAGCCAUCCAAUGAUAAAUUGUCUGGUAAGAUUACACACUUUCAAUGGCUUAUUGAUAGCGGAGCCUCUCGCCACAUGACGGGAUCCUUGAAUUUGUUGACUAAAAUUAGAAAGAUUAAUCAUUUGUCCGUCACUUUACCAAACGGAUCUGUUACUCUUGCAGAAAAAGAAGGAACAAUGAUGUUUAAUGCACAAUUCAAACUAUCCAAUGUGUUAUAUGUUCCCCAAUUGAGAUGCAAUCUGAUUUCUGUUUCACAGCUAUUGCGAAAUAAUAGCAGGAUGGUAACCUUUACUGAUAAAAAUUGCCUUUUGCAGGACCAAAUACUGAAGAGGGAGAUUGGUUUGGGUGAGCUCAAGGAAGGAGUGUAUGUGUUUCAGCCCAAGCAUGCUUCGGCUUCAGCAGUUCGAGCAGAAGAAUUAUGGAGCUGUGGCAUAGUAGACUAG